Sclerotinia sclerotiorum 1980 UF-70 is the source of this 978-nucleotide messenger RNA. RefSeq lists its product as hypothetical. The record is from RefSeq and is a predicted model, not a curated record. The transcript has 5 exons. The coding region runs from base 1 to 978 and encodes 325 amino acids. NCBI's taxonomy places the organism in Eukaryota, Fungi, Ascomycota, Leotiomycetes, Helotiales, Sclerotiniaceae.
AUGGAUGCUGACUCGCUAUUUGAGGGACAGAAAUCGGUGAAACUACCAGCAAUUGCUCAUGAUGAUCCUUUUGUUAAAGUAGUGAAGACUUUAUCGAUAUACUUCGUCGAUGAAAUUGUCCUGCCUUCAACCUUUGACCAAUUGCGUACGACGUCGGCGGGCAAUAGGAUAAGAAUACUUGUUGAACAUCUCGUCGAAAAUGUUACCAAUCCUGCAAUUAUAAAUGCGAUCUUAACACUAAAAUGGCACUUCUCUACUCUAGAUGUUGAUGACCGCGGAAUCAACGAAACUCGAGCAAGCGCAUGUGAAAUAGUAGCAUGGAGAUUUUUGAGCCGUAUAUCAGAACGAGACGCAGUUAGCUUUUGCUUGUAUGAACUACCUCUACCUACCCUUCAGCGAAUGGAAGGAGCAGAGGAAAGUCAAACUACGGAACAUUCUACUUUAUUGCCACAGUUCAGAGAACGGGAUUCACCUCCUGGUACUCGACCACCUAGCCAGAACAAAAAAACCGAAUUAUUGCGGUCAAUAGGGACUUUCUUCACUCAUAAUGAUAUGGACGAUGAUGAGGAUGAUCCAACAUCUUCUUUUACUGGAUUAAAUGGUCUUGAAAUUGCAGCAGUAGCUGAUUGCAAGAAAUUCCUCAGUCAGAGAAUUGUUCAAAAGAUUAUAACGGGGAUUUGGAAAGGGGAUAUUACUUUUUGGGAAACUCUAAGCGAACAUACACAAAAGAAAGCUCAAUUUUACAACAGAAGGAAGUCAGAUCCAUUUUCGAGAUUGCGAGUGCCGAGAUACAUCAAGGCAUUUGAGGUUUUAUUUUUUGCUUCUUUCUUGUUUUUGUACUAUGCAGUUCUUGUUGAACGAAAUCCAUAUCAAAUUACUGCGCUUGAGGUUCUCCUCUACGUUUGGUUUGCUGCUUUUGCUUAUGAUGAACUUGGAGAGUUCAUAGAUGCAGGGUGUAAUUGGCUUAACGAAGGAUAG